This is a messenger RNA of Neurospora hispaniola, 1115 nucleotides long. RefSeq lists its product as uncharacterized. The record is from RefSeq and is a predicted model, not a curated record. Gene Ontology annotation, cellular component: membrane. The coding region runs from base 131 to 730 and encodes 199 amino acids. The transcript has 3 exons. Lineage: Eukaryota; Fungi; Ascomycota; Sordariomycetes; Sordariales; Sordariaceae.
CUUUCCCGUCUUUCUAUCCUUCAUCGCCUUCCUGCCGACUUUCCACGACCUGGAAACAACGUUCAUUGUUCCCAUUUCAGGUUAUCCCAUUCCUCAACCUCGUUAGUUGUUUACUUCCAUCAAAAUCAAAAUGCCCGCGAUGCCUUGGGAUGAAGAAGAUUGGGAUAAUCUUUCCUGGGAAGAGAAGCUUGAGAGAAUUAAAGAAUGGAUUAGCAGAAAUCGCACUCAAGCUGCAGGCAUCGGGCUGGGUCUAGCAGGAGCGACAAUAGUCGCUGCCCCUGCUCUAAUCACCGCACCUGCUGUGGGUGCUUUGGGUGUACUUGGAUUUGGCUCUGGUGGCAUUGCAGGAGGCUCUUUAGCAGCAGGAGUACAAGCAAUUAUUGGGAACGUCGCAGCUGGAAGCUGGUUUGCCUCUCUCACAAGCACUGCAAUGGGCGGAUACGGACUCGCUGGCCUCACGACUGCCGUUCAGUCGGCCGGAGUUUGUACAUCGGCGGCCGGGAUCGUAACAGCUAUUAUGAAUGGAAAUGGACGUGAAGACGACGGAAAUACAGAUAAAGCCGGUCCCCCAAGCCCGAAGGGGCCGAAGGAUGAUGGAGACGGGUCAGAGGCAGAGAAGACUCCUCGUGCGAACCAGGAUGGACACCACGACAAGGACUUCGAUGGGGAGACCGCAUUGUUGGAUGAUUCUGAGACCUCUGAUGAAGAGUCCUUCAUACAACUCCGUUAAAAUUCUCCAACCGAUCAGCGUAUGAUCACAGAUUUUGGAGAAGCUUUGCAGAUUGGCUCCUACGCAAAACCAACACAAACGGCACACCGACCAUUCGGAAGAACGCUGAUAGAGGCAAGGCGAGCUUCUGUGACCUACACCCCACAAAAGAAUCCAGAUACAGUACCCAUUGUUAUCAGGACUUACAAAUUGCGCACUCAUAAGAUUGGGCUCAAGUUAGGCGGUAGUGGAUCUGACGGAGAAAUAAUUUCAGGUAGAAUGGAUACCAUAGCACCACUGCAGUGAUGAUGCAUGGAUGCAUGAGGCCCGAGGGAACAUGAAUUCUACAGAUGCAGAUGUCCUGCAGAAAUCCAUUAACAAACGCGCUUGUCCAACGGCGGCAGGC